Molecule: messenger RNA, 2869 nt
Organism: Bactrocera oleae (olive fruit fly)
Lineage: Eukaryota; Metazoa; Arthropoda; Insecta; Diptera; Tephritidae
Gene: Ir100a
Product: Ionotropic receptor 100a
Cellular component (GO): membrane
Molecular function (GO): ligand-gated monoatomic ion channel activity
Source: RefSeq, a predicted model, not a curated record
UUACAGGUUACGCUGAGCAACUGUCGGUACCUAUGCGGUCGUAAGAUCCUUCUGGCCUAAAGUAAAUCGCAAGAAAACUAGCCAGCUAUUCACCCUGGGCAGAUUAAGCUUUCCCUUAGUGCAGGCGUUAUAACUGAUUAUUAACAUAUUGGUGUCAUAAUCAGUAUAGGCAGUUCAUUGUAAUACCACCAUGUCUCUAAAGCUUUCUUUACAUACUUUUUGGGAAAUUUGUCACUAUUUUUUAUGGAUUGACAAAAUUGUCACAAUCACAAAAGAAUGUAAUCAAUCGUGUAGUUAUAAUUAUACGAGUAUAUGUAGAUACUAUCAUUUUGUGGGCAAUAAGAACAACGCCCACAUGCUUUUCUAAUGAAUGCCUGGCUCAUGAGUAUUUAAGAAUGGUAGGCGCAGAAGUGAAGUGUGGAUAUGCAACCGAUAUCAAGCAGCGAUAACGUUUUAGCAGCUAAAUUUGGAAAACUGCAUAUUACAGUUCUUUGAAUAAAGUUGACACCUGACACAAAUUGUAUAAGCGCAAACAAAGAUUCUGUCAAUUAUUUGUCAACAACAUACAAUUUAUUUGUUUGCAAAACUUCUCUAGUGUCAAUGGUGCCAUGAUAGGCGAAUGUAUGGUGCAACAGCAAAGUGCUUACUGUUGGUAUGUAUGCAAAUAUGUACAUACUCGUAUAUUGAGAUACAAAAUGUGAUUGUGUACAUAUAUCCUGGUAAACACUUUUCAAUAAAUACAGCUUUUUGAAAAAAGCUAGCUCAUUUAAUUUUUCACAAGUACGCGUAAUGCAGGAGCUUAAUAAACGCUUUUUAGUCACUGCUUAUUUUGCAUUCUAUACGGCUGAGUUUCUUACAGCCCAACCUAUCGCAACGUCCACAUUUUUAGAAUUGAUGUCAGGUCCAAUUGAAAUGACAUCUCACAGUGAUCAACUCCAAAUUGGAAUUUUAAGAGAACUUUUGCACGGAAUUGAUUAUCUAAAUUUGCAUUUGUUUAAUGAACGCUACUUUGAGAAUAGUAUUGUACAGCAGUUUUUACAACAAAUAUACUGUCCACUGCAGCUGAGCGUGGGUGAUAUAAAGGAGCAAUAUCAAUCCAGUCAACGACGACACUGGGCUAUGGUAGUAAGCAGUAAUGACUUAGAAAUUAAUUUAAAUAAAUAUGUUUCACGUAAGGGUGUAUUAAUUAAUAUUUUGCUGGACCAACCGGAUAAAUAACAAUUACUGAGUUUGGCUCGGCGACAAUGGAUUGAACGUGGAGCAUUGCAGAUUUUUUAUAUCAUCCCGAAUAAUAUGAACAAUAGCGGCAUUGAAUGCUUGUUUUUGAAUCCCUUUCCGAAAAUUGGCCUAGAACGUGGUGUGAUGACUAGUUUGGGCGAUGAAAGUUAUAAGAGAAUUUUUCAUAAUUUCCAUGGGUAUCCACUCCGCACCUACAUUUUUCACUCCGUUUAUUCCGAUUUACAAAUUUUCGUGAACGAAACGUCGAAGGAAAUAAUUGGAAUCACGGGAGCUGAUGGCAAAGUAGCUGAUCUGUUGGCAAGUAAAAUGAAUUUCACAAUGGAUCUUCAAUGGCCAGACGAUCACUUUUUCGGCACCCGCACGAAUAAUGGCAGUUACAAUGGUGCAAUUGGACGAAUAAUACGGUUUGAGACCGAUAUUAUAUUAGCUGGAUUCUUUAUAAAGGACUAUCUAACGCGUGAUAUUACUUUUACUUCACCCGUAUAUACGGAUGAACUUUGUUGUUAUGUGAGAAAAGCUAGACGUAUACCUCAAUCAAUACUCCCUCUAUUUGCCGUCAAUGUCGACAUUUGGGUUUCCUUCAUAUUCGUUGGAAUGCUCACUCCAUUUAUAUGGAUGUUGCUAAGGCGAGUAAAUUUGAGUGUUAUGACAAAAGGAUCUGAUCCAUUGAAAUUUCAAAACUUGCAAACACAGGAAAGUCGCCUGCUAACGCAAAAACAUAAACUGCAAUAUAUACGCAUUUUUAUAGAUACAUGGGUGAUGUGGGUGCGCGUCAAUAUCAUAAAUUAUCCACCCUUUAUAUCAGAACGAAUCUUUAUAGCUUCAUUAUGUCUGGUUAGCGUGAUCUUCGGUGCAGUUUUUGAAUCAAGUUUAGCAACCGUAUACAUACGGCCACUGCACUACAAGGACAUCAAUACGAUGAAAGAACUGGAUGAAGCCAAUAUAAGGAUAUAUAUAAAGCAUGGAGCUAUGAGGGACGAUCUCUUUUAUGGUCAUAGCUCUCAAAUAUAUCAGAAUUUACAUAAGAAACUACUUUUAAUUGCCGAAUUGGAACAACGUCUUAUUCACAUGAUGUCUAGGGGCGGUAAAUUUGCAUCUGUUACUCGAGCCUCUUCACUCGAACUCGACGACAUACACUACUUUAUAACAAAGAAAAUACAUAAAAUACCCGAUUGUCCCAAAAACUAUAAUAUAGCAUUUUUGCUUCCUAGUCAUUCGCCUUUGGAAAAGAGCAUAAAUAUAUUAUUGCUUAAAUUUGUACAAUCCGGAUUUAUUGACCAUUGGAUUGCAGAUAUGAAGUACCAAGCAAGAAUUAAAACUCGAAAUUUUUUGCGACAUCUGGACGAGAGCGGCGAUAAAUGGAAAGUUCUAACGCUAAAUGAUCUGCAGUUGUCUUUUUAUACCAUCAUAAUUGGCAGUCUGUUGGCGACGAUUGUUUUGUUCUUGGAAUUAAUCAUACGUUGCAAGCAAGUUAGAGCUUUCUGCAAAAUUCGCACAGCGAAAGUCAAGUAAUGGUCAGACAGAAAAUUAUUUAAGAGUACAUUUUAUUAUUUGUGACUGUCACUCUCAAAUUUCUAAUAAGAAAUUUUAAAUGUGUUGAAUGACGUAAUUAAUUUAUCGUUAAACUUUU